This is a messenger RNA of Prinia subflava (tawny-flanked prinia), 2134 nucleotides long. It is a transcript of the gene PHF10, whose product is annotated as PHD finger protein 10. The coding region runs from base 118 to 1992 and encodes 624 amino acids. Lineage: Eukaryota; Metazoa; Chordata; Aves; Passeriformes; Cisticolidae. The record is from RefSeq and is a predicted model, not a curated record. Gene Ontology annotation, cellular component: npBAF complex. The transcript has 12 exons.
AACGUAGCUCGUCCCCGGCUGACGUUCCCGGAGACGGGAGCCUGCCGGCGGAGCGCAGCAGUCCGGCCCUGCCGGGCGCCUGCUCCCGCGCUCGGCGCUGACCACCCCGCCGAGGGGAUGCUGCCCCUCCGCCCCGCGCUGCUGCCCAAGCGCUACCGCGGCGGCUCGGCUCCGCGCUCGCGGCCGGGCCGCGCGGCCGCCCGAGCGGCGGCGGCAGGAGGAGGAGAGGGGCGCGGCAGCGGCGGCGGCCCCGGCGACGGCGGCUCCCCCGCGCUGGUCCCGCGCGGCGGCGCCGGGUCGGUGCGGGUGCCGGUCCGGCGGCGCGGGCCGGGGUCGCCGCGGGCUGCCCGGAGGGGGGCGGAGCAGGAGCCGCCGCGCCCGUGCGCGCGCUGGCCGGUAGGGGCCGCUGCCGCUCCCCGCAGGGCGCGGGGGGGCGGGGCCGGCGGGCGCGGCGCGAGGCCCGGUCGCGCGGCGGCGGCGGCCUCGCUCCUGUUGGCCCAGCCGGCGGCGGCCAUGGCGGCCGUGCUGUCCCCGCGCCUCUGCGACAGCGACCCGGCCACGCCCGGCGCGCAGUCCCUCAAGGAUGACACAGAAGAAAAUUCCAAUGAUGGCAGCCAGCCAUCCAAAAGACGGCGUAUGGGCUCAGGGGACAGUUCUCGGAGCUGUGAAACUUCCAGUCAAGACCUUGGAUAUAGUUAUUUUCCUGCUGAAAAUCUGAUAGAAUACAAAUGGCCACCCGAUGAAACAGGAGAAUACUAUAUGCUUCAGGAGCAAGUCAGUGAAUAUUUGGGUGUGACUUCCUUUAAAAGAAAAUAUCCAGAUUUAGAAAGACGAGAUUUAUCUCACAAGGAGAAACUCUACCUCAGAGAACUAAACGUUAUCACAGAGACUCAAUGCACACUAGGUCUAACAGCUUUGCGUAGUGAUGAAGUAAUUGAUCUUAUGAUUAAAGAAUACCCUGCCAAACAUGCUGAGUAUUCUGUUAUACUGCAGGAGAAAGAGCGGCAGCGAAUAACAGAUCAUUACAAGGAGUAUUCUCAAAUGCAGCAGCAGAACACACAGAAAGUAGAAGCCAGUAAAGUUCCAGAAUAUAUUAAAAAAGCUGCCAAGAAAGCUGCAGAAUUCAACAGCAAUUUAAACCGAGAGCGGAUGGAAGAAAGAAGAGCCUAUUUUGAUUUACAGACACAUAUUAUCCAGGUGCCUCAAGGAAAAUACAAAGUCUUGCCUACAGAAAGAACAAAGGUUAGCCCUUAUCCAGUGGCUCUCAUACCCGGCCAGUUCCAGGAAUACUACAAAAGAUACUCUCCAGAUGAACUUCGUUACUUGCCAUUAAACACGGCUCUUUAUGAACCGCCUUUGGAUCCGGAGCUGCUUACACUGGACAGUGAUGGAGAUUCAGAUGAUGCAGAGGAAGGGCGAGGUGAUGAAAAAAGGAAAACCAAAGGCAAUUCGGACAAUUCGUCUGGCAAUGUAUCUGAAGGUGAUUGCGCCACAGACAACCAGGAGGAUUCUUUUCAGGGAAGACAAAAAACAAGAGACAAAAGUGCUACUCCAAGAAAAGAUGGUUCCAAACGUUCUGUAUUACCCAAAUCAGUUCCUGGGUACAAGCCAAAGGUCAUUCCAAAUGCUAUAUGUGGAAUUUGUCUGAAGGGUAAGGAGUCCAACAAGAAAGGAAAACCUGAAGCUCUUAUACAUUGCUCCCAGUGUGACAACAGUGGCCACCCUUCUUGCCUUGAUAUGACCCCGGAGCUUGUUGCUAUGAUUAAGACUUACCCUUGGCAAUGUAUGGAGUGUAAAACGUGCAUUAUAUGUGGGCAGCCUCACCAUGAAGAAGAAAUGAUGUUCUGUGACGUAUGUGACCGUGGUUAUCACACUUUUUGUGUGGGGCUUGAUGCUAUCCCUUCAGGUCGCUGGAUUUGUGAUUGUUGUCAGAAAGAGCCUCCUGUACCCAGAAGAGGAGGAAGAAGGGGGAAAAACAGCAAGGAGGGCUAAAAAAACCCCUAAAAACUUGCUGUCCAAAACUUAACUGCACAAAUUAAAACGAUACUCUGGUGCUAUUUAAUCAACCACUCUAUAAGAGGAGCAAUACCACUUUUUUUUCCUUUUUACUAAAUAAACUUUGUCUAUAUAAUGA